GCUGGUACAUAGCGAACGACGCAUUCACGAGGAAGUUGAGUUUUUCUGCUUCGCCGUUCUCUGUUUUCUCGUUGAGUUUGUUUUGCUAUGAAAGCCUCAGGUUGGAAAUCCUCAAAGUGGAAAUAAUUUGUAAUGCAAAAAAACGACUCCAGUGGAAGCGCCAUUUGUAGUCGGCGCAUGACAAAUUUUCCGGGCACUCAAAACGUGUCUGUCAUGCUAGUUAGGCAAAGGGGUGCAUUUCUCUCGUGCUAAUCAGCACUCCAAUUCUUAACCCGUAGCACGACAACAGUCGGCUUCCAUUGCUCCUCUGCAAUACAGUCUUUGUUGCGUCGCAUUUCAUGCAUCACAAAUUAUUUCCACGUUGAGGAUUUCCAUUCUGAGGCUUUCAUAUUUGCCGGAAAAGUUUUACCUGCACGACUUAUUUGGCUUGCGCGUGGAAUCGCGCACGUUUGGGACGAUUGCUGUGGGAAGGUUGCGGAAACUACACCGGGUGAUGCACUCAAAUUGGGAGCAAGAAGUGGCAGUACAGGCCGCGCCGGCGCAAGGAAAAACUACUAAAACUCCUGGAGGAAGCGAUACAACUUCUGACAGCAAGGCGCCUGAAACAUCAAACCCUGAGCAGCAAAACAUGCAAGGUGUCCCGCGAGUUCAAGUAGGACCCCCUUUCCCGAGCGGCUGCGCUUGGGCCCGGGGAAUCACGCUAUCCAGGACGGGGAAGGUGGAAGUCGUCGUUCCAGCGACGGCAACUGCGCAGGAACGGCAAAACGAUGCCCCCUCGACAUCUUCAGGGUCAGGCACUUCAGGUACGGCGGUCCCCGCGAAACCGCAAAAAUCCCGAAUCGACGACCUCGGCCAUAUCCACGGAUCCGUCGUCGCCGAGAUAUUCCCCACGGAACUUCACUCGCAAAGCAAGACAACUAGUUACAUCAACCGCAUUUCCG
This is a messenger RNA of Amoebophrya sp. A120, 941 nucleotides long. Lineage: Eukaryota; Dinophyceae; Syndiniales; Amoebophryaceae. The record is from the annotation of a GenBank genome assembly.